GUGCGAUGAUGGCUGUAUUAUGGGUUUUAGCACCGUGUAUUCAGUAGAGGUUUAUCAACGUUUCAGAGGUCUUUGCUGUCUCCGUCAUCAGGAACAAGACGAGGGCCUCUGAAACGUUGGUAAACUUCUACCGUAAGUGUGCGUAGCCCUCAGAACGUUGAAGCUGUCAUAGCAGUCAUGCAAAAACGUCCCAGAAAAUCAACCCGGAGGGCAGAGGCGUGUGGUUCUCCACCGAUACCCUUGCUCGCCAUGGAUGUGAACAGAAUUGACCACCCAAUAACCCGGACAUAAACCUCUGCGAAUUCUUCCUCUGGGGCUACAUUAAGGAAAAACUUUUUUUAAAAACAGCCCAAAUAGUGCAACUUCUGGCUUUGAUUGUUCAAAUGUAAGAUAAAAUUUCUGUCCAGUCGUGUUUCUGAAGGUACACGACAUAACGGUGGUUAUAUUAAGCACGUAAUCCAUAAAGGAUAAAUCUCCACGAAUUGCUCUUUGUAUUCAUAAAUAAAUAAAUAUAAUUAUAUGAAUAUUAAAGCUUUUAUUCAAACUUUCAAUCGGGUAUCUUAUCUUGCGCCACUGUGUAUAAAUUUAUUUCGCAGUCAAGGACAAUCUUACAGGCCAGAGUUCUCAUCACGAAUUUCACGUCCGUUUAACUAUCAAAUGUAAAGUGAGAUUUGAAGAUCUCACUGGGGCAAGUCUUCAUCCUAUAAGAUAUAGUCUCGUAGAAGGUGGUCGUUUCAUAUCGCCCUGAUGAUUGAGGCAGUAAGAACCUCUGAAAGGUCGUAGAAUUUCUACAAGACUAUACGGGCCAACAUUCCAUAAGAUAUCAAUAAAACAUUUGCAACAAGUGUUUUUACGACAAUUUAUAAAACUUAUAUACAAUAUUUCUUAAAGUAGUUUGACGAAAACCAGUCAAGUCUUUCUGAGUCCAUCACAGUUUCUCGAGAGCCAUCUUAGUUACAGCAUCGUGUUUCCUGACGAGACCGUCUACGUGACGGCAGCGCUGUCGUUGCAAGGAACUAAAUUGCAGCUUUAUCUCACUGUAACAGCCAGUUUCCUUCUUCAGAUGUUGCCUCAGUAGAAUGUUGUGUACGCCGAUGAUAGCGACUAUAUUACGGCCAGACAACAGGGGAUAACGCAGACGAAGCGUGAAGCCAGCCACAUGAUUUCAUCUAAUAGUUGCUGUAAGCGCCACUAGUUGCAGUGUCAGAAUGCCGGAGCAGUCAAAUGACUACCGUGUAGUGGUGUUCGGAGCAGGUGGUGUGGGGAAGAGUUCCCUAGUGCUCCGGUUUGUGAAGGGAACAUUUCGAGAAUCAUACAUCCCCACCAUCGAAGACACAUACCGUCAAGUGAUCAGCUGUAAUAAGAACAUCUGCACACUACAAAUCACAGACACUACAGGGUCACACCAGUUUCCCGCCAUGCAGAGGUUGUCGAUAUCCAAAGGUCACGCCUUCAUACUCGUCUACUCUGUCACAUCUCGUCAGAGCCUGGAAGAACUCAGGCCAAUCUGGGACGUCAUACGAGAGAUGAAGGGUCCAGACCUUGCCGCCAUUCCGGUCAUGCUUGUCGGUAAUAAGUGUGACGAGACAGAAAACAGAGAGGUGGCAACAACAGAAGGCGAGAGUGAGGCUUCACGUUGGGGAUGCAACUUCAUGGAAACUUCAGCCAAAACAAAUCACAAUGUGAAGGAAUUAUUCCAGGAACUGCUCAACAUGGAAAAGAACAGAAAUAUUUCACUGCAACUAGACUCAAAGAAAAGCAGUCGUCAGAAACUGCCUGGAUCUAACAAGAUAAAGGAGAAGUGUAGUGUCAUGUGAAUUAAUAGCUCAACAUUAAACAUAUGUUCUGUUCUGUGAGAUUUGAGGUUCGUACUGUGGUAAAAAUGGCAUUGUCGGGCUUCUAGGUUGCAACACUGUAAAGAUGGCAGCAAUGCGUUCCUAUGGAACUUUGAUACGAACCUACAAGUUCAAGUUACAACCCGUAAGACCAACAUUGACAGGCGUUACAUAGUUUUCUGAUAAAGUGUGAUUUGGUAUUGUGCAGAACACCGAGAGAAGAAAAACUGUAAAAACAGAAAGCAUUUAGGUUGUCAUAUGACUGCAUCACACGACAGCCGGUAUAUUAUGAUUCGUGGUCAGCAAGUGGGUGGUUUCCUAGCUCAAUACAGUUAAAACGAAUGGUACGCCGGCUUGCGUCUGCCACAUUAGUAGUGCAUCCAAGAUUCAAGAAAGGAGCUACAUGAAAUCAAAGCAUUUAACUACUUCGAACACGAUUAUAUGAUGCAAGUUUUGUGAAGGAAAUGCGAUAACAUAUUGAGUUUGGUUGUAAUUAUAAAUCCCAAAAAAGUUCUUUCUUGUCUUUGUUUUUGAGUAGUGUAUAGAAGCAGUGGCUUGUCGACUGUGAUAAUGGUUAACUCAAAUAGCACUUUGGACAAAAGCAUACUUUACUCUUAACACAAGAGUUUAUUAAAUAAAUCCAUCUUGUGAAAUUAAUUAAUAUAUCUUUACAGAUGUAAAAUUUUAUAGUAAUAAUACAAAAGUGAAUUAAUACGAAGGUUCAGCUAUGACAUUAAGGAGACCAAAAAUAAAAUAUGGUAUAAGUACAGUCCUCUGUGAGAAUCCUCCUACAAGAAUAUCAUAGUAAAGGGAAAAAUAAAAUCUCAUUGUUGCAAUUUUCUUUCAUAUACGAAUGUUAGAAGGAAAGAAAUAUAUAUUUAUUUAUGAUUGAUCGAAUAUUAAGAAAUCUGUAUGUAACUUCAAUAUAGUAAACUUCCCUAGAAAACCACUAUACAUAUUAAAAAUUAUGCUAUUCUUCCAUGCCUCUUGAUCUGGUAUCACUGACCGCAUGCCACUGCUACCCAAAGGUUGAAUUUUAAUAUUUAAGAUACGAAAAGUAACUAUAAAAUAAUAAUUGUUAAUGAUGAAUCUGUAAGUCUGAGAACUACAGGAAUUGAUGUAUAUAUAAUCUCUCUUCUGUCAACAAUAAGUGGCCUGGGACAUGAAUUUUGCAAUAAAAAAGAUAUAUGAUUCCUACUCGAUGUAGUACGGUGUGGCCACAUUUGACUACCCAGGUCGCUCUUGAUAAUAGACUGAUCUAGAUAUAUUAAUCAGUGCACAAAUGAGACGAAUGGUACUGAAAGUUAAAACUAAUCUCUGUUCCUUGUCUUUAUAAAUGUACUGAAAUUGUUAAAUACAGCCUCAUGCAUGUUUUUUGAUUUCUCAGUGUAUAACUGAACCCCUAUCAAUUAAUAUUUUAAUGUCUUUAUUACAAAAUAGUUAAUAAAGAAUUUAUUUAAACUAUACUCACACACUGGAGCUACUAUUACAUCCACAAAUUCUCAGCACUGCUGAAACUGCAUUAUUCUUUUUAAACAGUAACAGACUGGUUAUUUGAAAGCUUCGUAAUUAACCGUAGCAAUUAAAAAGUACCCAUUUAAGAUUGCUGGGUUUUUUAACUUUCUCCUUCAUCUGAUAUUAUAAAAUUACAUAACAUUUCAAAGACUGGAUCUGCCCUUUCCUUUACGUAUAUGAAAGGGGAAGGGCAUCUAUCCUGUGGGAUCGGUUUGAAUGAGCUAAUCUAAAUCACUGGAUUAGCUCAUUUUAUCACUCCACAGAAUAGAUGCCCUUCCCCUUCACGAUACCUAAAGACAAGGAAGGGCAGAUCCAGCCCUCAAAACGUGUAAUUUUAUAUCAGACGACAGACAAAGUCCGGAAACCCAACACUCCAGAUUACAUUACAUUAUCAUCAAAAUAUUUAGAGGCGUGUCUAAAUUCUCCAAUAUGAUUCAUAUCCAAGGAAAAACUAUUCAUCAACAAUCAAUAAUGAAACUAGCUUAGAAAUAAUCUUCAGUGAGUCACUGCUGUGUUAUCAAAAGUGCUGUCAGUCGUAAUAUUCCAUUUCAGCUUCACUGCAUUUAAAUGUAAUAAUAAAAAGGGGUUAUGCUGUAUAUUUUUAAAGAAGUGUCAAGUUCUGAAAUGGAUCAGUCAAUAAAUUACUUAUUAUUUUCCACAACAAUGUUUGAACGUAAUAUAUUAGUUUCCAUCCUUAUAGACCUACACAGGAAAUUAUUCUGAUAAAAUCCGGUACUGCCAAAUACAACAAGACAUUGACUCAUAGAUACACAUAUUUAAGUAUUUUCUUGAUUAAAAGAAUCUAACAAAAACUUAAGCCUUCAGUAAGAAAAAGAUUUUAUGUUAUGUACAGAUUCUCAAUGUUAUUUUAAAGGCAAAUGCCGGGUCUCAGAUGAAUCCCUUAGCUCAGGUCAAACAAUAUGGCAAAAUGCUGCCUGGUCAGGGCUAUUAUACACCUCUUGGGGUGGUGACACAUAAGUAUGGAGCAAAAUGAUGAUUAGCCAUGAAAAACUGGCUCCAGUGCCACUUUAUCCACCAUAAAUCCCUCUUGAAUAUUAAAUUUAACUUCAAGAAUAGUUAAAUCCACCCAUUUUUGCAACAUUUCUCCAACUUUCCUUUAACCUUUCAUGGCCUUCAAAUUUGUUUUUAAGAUUGCAGAAUUAGGGACAAUGUUAGGGCAUACAAAGUUGCACAGUGCUAACUCAGGAAUGUGGCGAUAUGCUGCAAAAUUACAAAAUUUUCCCUUAACAACACCAUCAUAUAACCAGCUUUUCAAAGGGGCAUGUGAGUUAUUAGCAGCUGUACAUUUAAUCCUGUAUAAUCUGGCUGGUAGUAUUAGAUUGUAAGAAUCUUGCAAUUGAGGUUAUGUUUGUACCAGACAGUGGAUAAUAACCAUGAAGCAUCCUCUUACAUAAUGAUACCAUUAUAAAAAAAAUAUGGAACUACAUUACAUAAUGCUUAUUUUAUUUCUAAUUAUGAACAAAAACUGUAUGUUAUCAUUACAAUUAAAAUUAUUCAACAAUGUUUGAUCAACACUGCAAGCCUCUACAAGCAUGUAUGGAACAGCAAUAUUUGUUAACAAAUCAAUUAAAUUUAAAUGUUCUUUUGUUUAGAUUUUGAGAAAAGGCUGGAACUUACUUUGUAAGCACAAUUACUGCUAUAAAUAUGACUGUCCUCUGGAAUGCUAUUCCAUGUCAUCUGGUAGAAUUUUACAAACAUUUCAGAGGUGCUUACUGCCACUAUCAUCAGGGUUAUGAAACACUGCCCUGAUGAUAGAAUCAGUAAACACCUCUGAAACAUCAGUGAACUUCUACCAGACUGCACAGCGUAAUAUCCUAGAAUACAGUAGUCUUUAUACCCACUGCCAUAAGAGCCUGAAAUCACAUAUUCAGUGCCCUCUACUUCCCAAGAAAAUUUUGACAGCAGUUAUUUACUGGCUUUGGGGCAUCGAAAAUUAAAUGAAUAAAAAAUAAAGAUAAAUAGCUUAAAAUAGAAUAUAACAAACAACUAAAAACUGAAAGAGAAAACAAAAUAAAUAAAUGUGUGUGUUUAUAUUCAUGGCUGUAAUAUGCUACGAACAAUACUUGGUAUCAUUUAAAAUGGUUCAUGGAUGUGUGUAGUGAAGUCGACAAUGUGACCACUCAAGACACUUCCUGAUACAAUGCCUCAUGAGAAUGGCACAACUUUAGUCGUCACUGUCAGUUAAAUGAUAAAUUUUGUGCUGACAAUGUACAUUUGGUAUCAUAUUCUCCUAUAUCAUGCAAACCGAAUGUAAAAUUAUAAAAACUGAAUUUUUAUUUAUACUAAUGCGCAAUAUUCAUUAUCGGAAAGAAACGUGGGCUGGAGACGCAAGGCUAAACAUUCACGCCAACCCUCAUGGUAUCCUAGCAGCACCAGUAGUGUGAGGCGAGUGUAAUUAACUUUCAGUAUUGCAUACCAGACAUUAUCAUCCUAUGUUCAGUACGCACUGAGAAGGAAUAAACUGAUAUUAACUCAUAAGUAGGGCAAACAAAUUUGUUUCUAAUUAAAGAAAUACAUUGCAAUUUUUGUAAGGAAUAAGUUACUUCAACCAUCCAAGUCACAGCUAACUUGCACGUGCAACGGUAACUGGGUUGGAUGUAACACACAAAUUAUUACCUUUAAAAUGUUAACCCUUAGUAUGAUUUGAUAUAUGUGAAAACUUUACCCUACAUAUAAGUUGUAAUAUCUAACCUGAAUACAAGAAUUGAUCAGAAAUACACUUUCAUGAUCCAAACUACUGUUACAAAAAAAAUCACUAUUUCUUGCCAUUCCUGUAAUUUUCAAAAACCACCAGAAUAUGCAGUAAAAGUUAUGUUGUAUGUCACUACAUUCACAAAUUUGUAAAAAAAAAAAAAAAAAAAAAAAAUAUAUAUAUAUAUAUAUAUAUAUAUCAUUCAGACGGUGAAAUAAAUUAUGUACUCGGGCUAGUUUUAAAUUCCACAUAUAGUUUGUUCUGUUUAAGUUUCGUGGCUGGUAGAUUCUUGUACUAUAUUUUUCCUAAGGAACAUGUUAAAAUAAAUAUGGUAAUGAUGACCAGUACAGAUUCUCGGUUUAAUAAAUGUUCGGUAAAUGUGACAGUACAGAAUUCAGCAACAAAUACUAAAACAUCUUUGAAAUCAAAGUCAGUGCAUAAAUAUUACUCUAGUUCCUUUUUAGAAUUUGUUUCUUCUUUAUUAAAAUACCACUGACAACAAAUAAAUUAAUUUCUUUAUUAUCUUACUUCAGGGAGUAAAAUGUAAUUAAUAUUAUAUAUUUAUAGAUUCAUAAAACAACAAUCUAAGGCGUGAACUUUAUAGACGGGAAAGUUUUUAAACAAUAUUUUGGUUAGUUACACUUGUUUAAUUAAUGUUUUAUUCAACUUCUCAUAUAUAAUAUAAUAAUCAAUAACCUUUAUUUGCCUAUAUCCACAAUAAUAUAAAGAAAAUUAUUGUGUUAAGUGAGAUGAUAGAAAAAGACUUUUCACUCAUAAAUAGUCCUGUAAUAUUCAUAUAAAAGGUGAUAAACAUUUCAUUCACAUUGUGAAUGUUGUGUUCAUUAUUUAUGUGAAUUUAUGAGCUCUAUAUGAGGAAAAUGCUUACUUUUAUAUCAUCUUUUGUAUUUAUUUAAUCUAGAUAACAUUUUCAAAGUAAAAUAUGUACUAUAUGUUGUUUUUGCAACAUAAAUUUCAUUACAUGUUUAUUGUACCUUAUCUACUUACAAAUUCUAGUAAGAUUUAAUAUUUAAUGUUUUUUGGGCAUUCUCUGUUUUUCUGAAGUGCUACCUGGUUGAUUAAAAAUGUACAUCGAAUGUUACAUUCUUUAGUGGAACUGUAAUAUCAAGUAGUUACAUUGCCGAGUAAAAUUAUUUGGAUGCAAACCAAUAUUUCAGAACAUAACCUCUGACGGCUAUAAAUAUUGAACUUAAUAUAUCUCUUAUAAGAGGAACACCAGAUUUUUGAGCCACUGUAAUUCUAUACUAGAAAAUAUUUGAUGCAAAGACACUAAGCUGUACAAUUAUUAAUUUGAAAAAUUCUGCUAGCAUGUUCAUAUGGAUGGAAGACAGACUAAGAAUUUCAUGUUUACAUUCUGCAAUAAGUAAAAUGUAAGUAUCCGGGUUUCGUUAAAAGAAACAUACGACCGGCCACCCAAAACUGACGUGUAAUAUUAACACUUUUGUUCCUCAAAGAUAUUGCACAGAAGAAUUAUUUUGUGUGACAAUAAAUCCUUCUUUAUAACAAAGUUUAAUGAUUUCAAAUUUGGGGGGGGGGGGGGGGGGAAAUA
Zootermopsis nevadensis is the source of this 7630-nucleotide messenger RNA. RefSeq names its product GTP-binding protein Di-Ras2. Gene Ontology annotation, cellular component: membrane. Lineage: Eukaryota; Metazoa; Arthropoda; Insecta; Blattodea; Termopsidae. Gene Ontology annotation, biological process: signal transduction. Gene Ontology annotation, molecular function: GTP binding; GTPase activity. The record is from RefSeq and is a predicted model, not a curated record.